Apiotrichum porosum is the source of this 915-nucleotide messenger RNA. RefSeq lists its product as uncharacterized. The coding region runs from base 1 to 915 and encodes 304 amino acids. The record is from RefSeq and is a predicted model, not a curated record. The transcript is spliced from 3 exons. NCBI's taxonomy places the organism in Eukaryota, Fungi, Basidiomycota, Tremellomycetes, Trichosporonales, Trichosporonaceae.
AUGCGUCCAUCGCAUUCGACCUCGCACACCUUGCCAACCCCACCCAUCAUACCCUCGCCAUGUCACAGCGCUGCCUGGAGCACCAACUGGUCCCACCCCGUGCGCCCCAUCGCCUUCCCGCGCAGCAACUGGACCGGCGCAUCCUGGGGCCCGCCAAACCUGUUCACCUCCGUUGUUGACUCCACGCUUUUCCAAUGGGCAGCCAAGGCGGCGAGCGUUGCCGUGCAUCGCGCGCUCAAGGAAGAACUCCCCUGGGAGCAGGUGGGCGCGCAUGGUGUUUGUCUCGCACUUGUUGAUGUCGCGCUGCAGUCUCGCGAUCACAUCCGCUUUACACACUGCGAAGCAGUCAUCAACAGCCCCACAGAGUGGUAUCCGACCUACGCUGAGUGGCACGCCGAGUGUGAGGCGGAGAUUGCAAGGAUAUAUGAGCUGGCGCGUAGUGUCCUCCCGCCGGCCGUCAUGGCAAGCACAACUGUCGCCGACGCCAACCACCUUUGCUUCGCCGCCAUCCUGUGCGACUUUAUGGUGCCGUACGACGCGGUCAACGGCCCGCCUCCAGCCGAUCUGCACCUCAUCCCCGCCGUAUACCUCCAACAAUACCUCCCGACUAGCGACGUGGUCGCCCAGCUCGGCGUGUCAGUUAUCCAAGGAUCUGUGCCGCUGGGGGAAAAGGGCUCCGAAGACGCGUUGCUGCAGGCUGCAGCUGAGUGGGACGCGCGCUGGCCGCUGCGUGCCGACGCCGCCAACCCCCUACGCUCCAUGCCGCCAACCAAUCCACCUCCACCGCGCGUCCCCGUCCAACUGCCACACGGCUACCAGUACGUCCCCGUACCGUCGCAGCUCCACGCCCCGCCCCCACCUCCUCCACGCCGCAUGGCUCGUGCCGCCAACGGCAGGAUGUACGUUGUGCGCUAA